Drosophila eugracilis is the source of this 3354-nucleotide messenger RNA. RefSeq lists its product as uncharacterized. The coding region runs from base 555 to 1523 and encodes 322 amino acids. The transcript has 4 exons. The record is from RefSeq and is a predicted model, not a curated record. Lineage: Eukaryota; Metazoa; Arthropoda; Insecta; Diptera; Drosophilidae.
CAGAAUCAUAGUCCACUGUGCUGCAAAGAUAUUCAACAUAGGAAAAGCCGCUCUCUCGAACUGUUAACAUUCGGUUAAGGCUAACAUGACGAGAGAACGAUUGAGCGAAACGAGAGAGUGCAGUCGGCAGAGCCGUGACAGAGCCUGAGCAGAGCAAUAUAAAGCGACUGGCCCGAAAACAUUUGUAUUUGUAAAAAGCAAACCAACGAGCGGAUAAGGCGAAAUACCUGAAAAGCAGCAGCGAAAAACACGAAAAGCCAGAAACAGAAACCAAAAACCAAAACCGAAACAACUCGAACUUCGUGCAGUGUGGCAAAUUGAAUAAGAAACAGAAACCGAAAUAUAAAAGCCAGAAAAAGAAGCGAAUCGAAGCGUAAAUAAACAGAGCAAUUUGGAACAAAACCAAAACAAAAAAACACAAUCAAAAACUUAAAAAAAAACAGCACUCAAAGGAACAUUUUUUGCGGAAAACGCGCGGAAAAGUGCAUUUCAAUUUUUUUCAAGUGAAAGUUGGGCGCCCACGCCCACCAACAGCGUCUACGUCUACGCCUACAAUGAACCGUUCGAACAGCUUCGUUAGCUCACUGAAAUGGUGGCCACUGCAGGGUCACAAUAACCAACCAGUGGCAGCGGCGCCACCUGCCGGCGGUGUUGGCUACUCCCAAUCGGCGCCCAGUUCGCCCACCUCCACAUGGCCACCACCACUGCAGCAGCAUCAGAAUCCCACCGGCGGCCACCGUCUCUUGCCACCCGGCAGCGCCCACAACAACACCCACCAAAAGGUCGGCGGCGGUGGCACUGUGGGUGCCACAUUCGGUAGCAGUGUGGCCGUUCAAAAGCUGCGCGAAUCCAAAUGGUUCAAGCCCGAGGAGCAGCGCAUCUUUUGCGCCGUCGUCGAGUGCGGUUUCGUGGUCGAGAUCCGCAGCAGUGCCGCAGCCGAGGCAGCGGCAGCAAAUGCUGCAGCAGCCGCUGCGGCAGCUGCCUCCGGUGAUGGCGAUGUCGAUGUUGAUGAAUUGGAUGAACUCGAAUGUCCACUGACUGUACAGCCACCGAAGAAUCAACCAUCGAACCAAAACCAAUCCCAUUCCCACCCCCAGCGGCUGGUUAUCCCGCGUAAUGGCAGCAGUUUCCUAGAGACGCAGGACGAGAACGAGACGCCAGUCGCCUCCUGGUAUGGCAUCGUCCUCUGCAAGGUGGCCAAAGACAAUAAACCCAAGCCCGAAACCAUUGAGAUAUUUUCUGUGAAAAUACGAGAGAAUGGUACAUACAAACUAAUCAAGAUGCAACUUGCCGAUAUUUGGAGUCAUGGAUGGGAGUUGCGCAUUAACAAUUUCGCUGACAAGGAGAAGGUGCCACACAAUGAAAAGGACAUUCGCAAUCAGGUGUCUGUGGCCCGCAAAGCCAAGCAGAGUCUUUGGAACAACAACAAGCAUUUCGUCUACUGGUGUCGAUAUGGAAGUCGUCAGCAGGAUCUGCGGAAGCGACAGUUAGAUUUUCCGGAUUUCAAAGCCCAAAUACGUUGAAUUACAUACGUGAGAGUAUAAAAUGCCCUGUGUUUGGCACACUCAAUUGUAAUGGGUUAACUCUGAUGGAUAAUCUGGCGGAAGGCGUAUGAAAAAGGCGAGAAAUGAAAUGGCGAAAAUGAAGAUCGGAAAAUCGAGCUCUACCGAUCGCCUCGACCCUUCCUCCAUUUACUUCUAAAACUCUUCUUCCGGCACUUGUCUAUGUACAUACAUAUGCAUAUAUAUAUAUAUAUAUAUUCCGGGAUAUCAUUCCGGCCAAAUUCAUCAUCGCAAAACCUGGAGACGUACGUAUUUCUGUUUGUACUCAGUGUCUUACAAAGUGAAUCUAUAUUGCAGAUGUCGGAGUGCGUGAAAUGGGGCAGCGUGGGCAUGAAUGCGGGCAUGUUGCUGGUGCUCAAUAAUAGGCAAAAAUCCUAUUCCCACUCAAAGUAACUAGAAACCACCAUCCAUACCCCCCUCUCUUCUUUACAUUUUUCAUUUUAUAUUCAAUAUAUAUAUAUAUAUAUAGAUAUAUAUAUAUAUAAAACUUGCCAAGUGCUGCUGAUGGUGUAGGCCACAGAGAACGAUUUUAUAUAGCAAACAAGUAUUAAAGUAAAUUCGGAUGAUAAGAUAAUUUAUGGCUUAAGAACGCCAAGGGCAAUGGAAAAAAACCAAAUGCAAAUAUACGUAUUAAGUGCAAAAAAUAAGAUAGCCAAGAAAAUUUAGAUCAGGCCGAGAGGGCUAGAGCGAGGACGAGGGCGAGGACUUUUUGGCAGUAUUAAAAAAAAACAAAAACAAAAAUCAAAGAGUUAAAGUAAGAGCUAGGGAGCAAAGCAAGAAAACAUGGCCUAAAUCAUACGUCACACACACACACACAAAGAAAAAAAAAAAGAAAAAAGCAAAGAAAAAACUACAAACUAUAAACUACACUCCCGCCCAUGAUUGUAUAGCUGUUGCAACUGGAGCUACAAUUUAUCAAAUACUUUUGUAUUUACAAUUGUGUAUAUGACACUAUGAACGAGAGAGAGAGACACAACACACACAAACACUGUGAAAUUCGAAAAGACUUAUUAAAUAUUUGUUUGUUUUUUUUCGUCCUAAUUAAUUUUUUUUUUGUUUUCAUGUGAUUAAAUACUACGUAUACAUUAUUAUAAAUAUAUAUAUACAUACAUACAUGCAUAUAUAUAUAUAUAUAUUUAUACAUUGUGAAUGGCAAGCAUAUAGAUAUUUGCAAGGCAACAUUUUUUGUUUUCUUUGUUAUUUAAGCGUAAUUAAGUAAUAAUGCCCAAAAUGGGUCUUUAAAAUUGCUAAGAAAUCAAGCGAAAAAAAACUCUACGUAGCAGGCAUAUAAAGUAAUAUUAAUUUAGAAUUGUAAAACAAUCAAAAACAUUCGAAAUGUUUCGUUAUGUAUUUAGCUUUAGCUUUACAUGACCGAUAAAUGACAUUAACUGAAAGACGACUUAGAACGGAAACGGAAACGGAAACGACAGCAGAAACAAUGGAAUAUCUAAAACAAAAAUGGCAUCUUACAAAAUGCCGGACAAUAUUUUUGUACAUAGAAAAGCUGGACGAACUAAGGACGUUAUAAAAAAAAAAUUCAACACACAAAAAAAGAGAGAAAAAUUUAUAAAACUUUCAAAAAUAAAAAUAAAACGGACGCUAGGUCGUAAGAUAUAUUAUAUACAUUAUUACUUAUUUUGUUUAAGUUUUGUCUUUUUUAAGCAAUUUAUAAAAUAUUUAUAGUAGUCUUAUAUACAUUUCGACAAUGUGAAGAAAAUUUGAAUAUGAAACGUUUGUAAAAUGCUUUAUAUUGAUAUUAUUAUUAAAUGUUUACCAACAAAUACAACACAAA